CUGACGUAUUUUAGGAAUUCAGAAAGGACCACACUGCAGAUUGUAAAAGAACUAAAAUUGCAAUUUUAACAACAAAUUGUGGGUUUCACUCGGGAAAUGUGCAACUAAAAGGCGUUGGGUUGACGGGCAAUCGACGCAGGUCACCAAACACAGCAGCAGCAGGCAACCAGAAAGGCGUGUGGGUGGCAUCAAACAAAGGGGCGAAUCAAAACAAAAACAAUUGCGCGACAAAAAAUUCCAAAUAUCAUUAAAUAUUACGUAGCUUCAGUUAGUUAAACGCUGUAAGGCCAAUAACAACAACUCGAGUGCGGUGUCCUGCAAAUAGUUAAACGGUCGAACCAGAGGCGAGAAGCGCAACAAAGAGGAUAUUCAGCACCUCCCCAUCCGACACCCACACUCACGCACGCACACACAUACGGCCACCAUGAUGAGCCUGCUCGGUCGCACCGACGUGGAUGCGGGGGAAGUGUUUGUCAACUUUAACCAGAACAUAACUUCUCUGGCCGUAGCUACGAGCGGCGGCUACAGUCUAUACAGUCUGGGCUCCGUGGACUCGACGCUGGACAAGAUCUACCACACAAAGAGCGAUGAGCUGCUUCUUAUCGAGCGACUCUUCGAGAGUUCCCUGGUGGCCAUCGUUUCCCAGAGUGCUCCCCGGAAGCUGAAGGUGUGCCACUUUAAGAAGCAGAGCGAGAUCUGCAACUAUUCGUAUGCAAACUCGAUUCUGGCGGUGAAAUUGAACCGCGAGCGCCUGAUUGUAUGCCUGGAGGAAUCGCUGUACAUCCACAAUAUUCAGGACAUGAAGGUGGUGCACACCAUCCGGGAUACGCCAUGCAAUCCGCAGGGUCUGUGCGCCCUCUCCUCAUCCUCGGAACACUGCUAUUUGGCCUAUCCGGGCAGCGUGACCGCCGGCGAGGUCCAGAUCUUCGAUGCCAUCAACUUGCACGCCAAGACCAUGAUCCCCGCCCACGAUACACCGUUGGCUGCGUUGGCCUUCAGUCCCUCUGGCACGGAAAUUGCCACGGCCAGCGAGCGCGGUACUGUGAUUCGGGUGUUUAGCUCCCAGGAUGGCAGUCGGCUCUUUGAGCUGCGACGCGGUCUCAAGCGAUGUGUGUCCAUUGUUUCGUUGUCGUUCAGCACGUGCGCCGAAUAUUUGGUAUCCAGCUCCAACACGGAGACGGUGCACAUCUUCCGGCUGGAUCGAAGCGCCACAGAGACGGCCGAGGGCCAUGGUGGCAAACAGUCGAGCGACGACUGGAUGGGUUACUCGUUUUUUAGAUUCUUGAGCAAAACGGUCACCAGCUACCUGCCCACGCAGGUGACCGACGUGUUUAGCCAGGGACGGGCGUUCGCAUCGGUUACUCUGUCGGAGGCGGGAGUUCGCAGGAUGUGCGCCAUAACCACGAUACAGAAGCAGCUUAGACUGCUAAUUGCCUCGCAGGAUGGAUACCUGUAUGUGUAUUCCAUACCCGCUGUUGAGGGCGCAGAGUGCCAGCUGAUAAAGAGGCACGACCUGCGAAUGGAGGAUCACUAUGCCAUGGAUAUCAAAGUUGAUUCACCUCAAACUUUAGGCCUUAACAGUGGCGUGAGCAUUGGCGGAGCAGCAGGCAUUCCGCCGGGUGGAGCAGGCAGUGCCGGAGGUAGCAGCGAUGGCAAGUCAACGGCGGCGGCUACAGCCUCGUCUGGCGGCGGUGACAAGCCCGGUGGCUCCUAUGCGUCGGCCGUGAAGGGAGACGAGCCAGCCGGCGGCGCCUCCAACUCCGCCUAGAAGGAUGAAGAGAUGCAGAGAUGUUGGUAAAACGAAACUCACUCCUCAAAGUACUAAGGACGAUGAUGCUAAAGUGAUUGCGAUGAUGCUUGGCGACUGGCGAUGACGACGAUAGUGAUGAUUUAGCGACGGUGGCUCUGUGGCGUCAAGCGUAUUUAAGUAAAUAAAAAUAGGUCAUAGACUUAAUUUAGAUCUUAACGUUGUCAGCGACGAUUCUUCCUCGUUUUUUGUACCAGCAACGGCAACAGCAACAAUUCCUUUGUACCGCCUCUUCCUACCCUCUACCCCCGAAGCAAUUUUUUAGUUUUAAGCCCUCCCUCCUCCGUUCGGAUUAGGAAAUGCUUUUUGUCAUUACACUCCUAAGUUAGUUGUUAAAUAAUUAAUUUAAAGUGAUUUAUAUAGAUUUUCUUUGAUAUUUUGAGUUGCCUGCCUUUUUAUAUCAAAAUAAACAACGGCCUUUGCAAAUUACAUUUA
Molecule: messenger RNA, 2242 nt
Organism: Drosophila serrata
Lineage: Eukaryota; Metazoa; Arthropoda; Insecta; Diptera; Drosophilidae
Gene: Atg18a
Product: Autophagy-related 18a
Molecular function (GO): protein binding
Source: RefSeq, a predicted model, not a curated record